Messenger RNA from Dovyalis caffra, 1608 nucleotides. NCBI's taxonomy places the organism in Eukaryota, Viridiplantae, Streptophyta, Magnoliopsida, Malpighiales, Salicaceae. The record is from the annotation of a GenBank genome assembly.
AUGGCGUUAGCGUUCGAUGAAUUCGGAAGACCCUUCGUAAUUAUAAAAGAACAAGACCAGAAGGUUCGAUUGAGAGGUCUCGAUGCGCAGAAAGCCAACAUUGCUGCUGGUAUGGCCGUCUCUCGUAUCCUUCGAACCUCUCUAGGUCCCAAAGGCAUGGACAAGAUGCUCCAGAGCCCCGACGGCGACGUCACCAUCACAAAUGAUGGUGCUACGAUAUUGGAGCAAAUGGACGUGGACAAUCAGAUUGCGAAACUGUUGGUUGAGCUUUCGCGGAGUCAGGAUUAUGAAAUCGGUGAUGGGACUACUGGUGUUGUUGUUUUGGCUGGUGCUCUUUUAGAGCAGGCUCAGAAGCAGUUGGAGCGCGGGAUUCAUCCCAUUCGCGUUGCGGAGGGUUAUGAGACAGCUUCGAGAAUUGCUGUUGAACAUUUGGAGAAGAUAGCUCAGAAGUUUGAUUUUGGAGUUAAUAAUAUUGAGCCCUUGGUUCAAACUUGCAUGACUACUUUAUCCUCCAAGAUUGUGAAUCGGUGCAAGCGCAGUUUAGCAGAGAUUGCGGUUAAAGCAGUUCUUGCUGUUGCAGAUUUAGAGAGGAAAGAUGUUAAUUUAGAUUUGAUAAAGGUUGAUGGGAAAGUAGGAGGCAAGUUGGAAGAUACUGAACUAAUAUAUGGGAUAGUUGUUGACAAGGAAAUGAGUCAUCCACAGAUGCCGAAGCAAAUUGAAGAUGCAAAAAUUGCUAUCUUGACAUGUCCCUUUGAACCACCUAAGCCAAAGACUAAACAUAAGGUGGACAUUGAUACAGUUGAAAAGUUUCAAACUUUGCGUAAGCAAGAGCAGCAGUACUUUGAUGACAUGGUUCAGAAAUGCAAGGAUGUUGGUGCAACCUUGGUUAUCUGCCAAUGGGGUUUUGAUGAUGAGGCAAAUCAUUUAUUAAUGCACAGGAACUUGCCUGCAGUUCGGUGGGUUGGUGGUGUAGAGUUAGAGCUGAUAGCAAUAGCAACAGGUGGAAGAAUAGUACCAAGGUUCCAGGAGUUGACGUCAGAAAAGCUAGGAAAGGCUGGUUUGGUUCGAGAAAAGGGUUUUGGCACAACAAAAGAUAAAAUGCUGUAUGUUGAACACUGUGCAAAUUCAAGGGCUGUAACCAUAUUUAUUCGUGGAGGUAACAAAAUGAUGAUUGAGGAAACAAAGCGUAGCAUCCAUGAUGCAUUGUGUGUGGCUAGGAAUCUCAUUCGCAACAAUUCUAUUGUAUAUGGUGGUGGCUCAUCUGAGAUUUCCUGCUCAAUCUCUGUGGAGGCCGCUGCUGAUAGAUAUCCAGGAGUUGAGCAGUAUGCCAUAAGGGCGUUUGCAGAUGCUUUAGAUUCCGUCCCCAUGGCACUUGCAGAAAAUAGUGGCCUCCAGCCCAUUGAGACAUUAUCUGCCGUCAAAUCUCAGCAAAUUAAGGAGAACAAUCCGUACUGUGGAAUAGAUUGCAAUGAUGCUGGUACAAAUGAUAUGCGUGAUCAAAAUGUCUUUGAGACUCUUAUUGGAAAGCAGCAGCAGAUUUUGCUUGCAACACAAGUUGUCAAAAUGAUACUAAAAAUCGAUGAUGUCAUCUCCCCUUCCGAGUACUGA